This is a messenger RNA of Dermatophagoides farinae (American house dust mite), 1306 nucleotides long. RefSeq lists its product as uncharacterized. Lineage: Eukaryota; Metazoa; Arthropoda; Arachnida; Sarcoptiformes; Pyroglyphidae. The record is from RefSeq and is a predicted model, not a curated record. Gene Ontology annotation, molecular function: acyltransferase activity, transferring groups other than amino-acyl groups.
GUUCGUUCUCAUUUUGAUAGCUACUACGAUCACAUUCAAUUUGGUUGAUUAGAAUGUUCCAACGACGACGGCCUGACCAUGACCCGGUCAUUGUUCAUGUUUGUUCUUCCUCCUGAAAUUGAUGUCAUUCUGAUGAUCUUUUUGUCAUUUUUGUUGUCAACUUUUUGAAUUGCUGAUUUUUCUUUCAAAACUGGAUGAUGGACGAUUUUGUGGUAAAAAUAAACAACGAAGGCAAAUGUAUUCUUAUUACGAUUUGCCAAAUGCUAUCUCAGCAUAUUGAUGGAGCCGUUGAAUGCUUCAAUGAUAAUUUUGAUGUUUUUGAUUGUCCCUCAACCGUAUUGGCUUUCUUUCAUCAAGAUCCGCAGGCGUUUUUCAUUGCCAUUGAAAAUGAAUCCCAAAAAGUGAUUGGAGUAUGCGGUGCGCCUCGUUGUUCACAACAAACCAAUUUUUUAGGCCUUUAUGGCAUACGACCAGAAUAUCGAUCACACGGUAUAGGAUCCAUAUUAUUUGAACAAUGUCUGAACCAUAUUCAAGAUCAUAAUGUUGGUCUUUAUGCCGUACCGAAUAUGAUUCAAAAAUAUAUAACAAAAAGAGGAUUUCGUAUCCGAGAACAUGUUUCGAUGGUCAAUUUUUCGGGAGUACCUAAGAGAAUUUCUCAAUCCAAUCGCACAAAUAUCCAGAUCAUCCAAUUAUGCACUGAAAAUAUCGAAAAAUUUCAAGAAAAAAUCAUCAAGUAUGAUGAAAAGAUUCAAGAUACCUCUCGAGAAAAAUUGAUUAAAUUCAUAUUACAAGAUCAAUCUUAUAGAACCUGUAUGGCAUUAGAUUCAAAUGACUUUUCAAUUCAAGGUUUCGGUUGUCUUCGACAACAUUCAAUCACCAAACGAUUUUAUUUGGGUCCAUUAUACUCGGAUGAUGCUGAUUCUGCCCAAUUGUUAAUAGAAUCAUUAAUCGAAACUAAUUUCAGUUCAAUCCAAGCUAAUGGGAUGAUCUGGAAUGCCAUCGACGCGAAUCAGAUUUCAUUAGAUCUUGCAAAAAAAUUUGACCUCCAAGAGAUCGAACGAUGUGAACGAAUUUUCACAAAACAUCCGAUUAGAGCCAACUAUCAAUUCAUUUAUUCAGUUUUCUCUCCAGAUUUUUCUCUUUAAGGAAGUGUUACUAUGAUCGAUUAAAUUAUGUUAUUGGUUUUCGAAUUUUAACCACAAACUAAUCAUUUUUAUAUCGGUGUGAUGUUCAUAUUUAUUUUAUUACAAUUCAAAAUGCCAGCACCGCCAGUGAGUGCGUUGUCCCAAUUGAAAACAUUAGAUUC